CACGCAGGACGACGCUCCUUCUUCUUUCUGUUGAGACAACCACCUGCAUCAGUUUCAGGUUUUGACCCUCUAUACCGAGUGCAAGUACAAAAAGUACCACUUCAGCGGUAUACAUAAAAGAUAAGAUUCAUAGAGAAACAGACCUACUGUGAAUACUAUAGACUUGCACUAAGGAUCUCGCGCCAGUGUAGACCAAUGGCUGUGGCUGGAAGCUUCAAUAUACCCGACAACAUCAUGUACAGCAUGGAGAUUAUCAGACUGGGCUCGUUCGCCACAUGGCCUGACCACGGGUAUCGUACGAUCAGUCCGAGGAAGUUGGCCAAGGCGGGGCUCUUCUAUACCGGUGAACGAGACAAAGUGACGUGCUUCAGCUGUGGGGGAAGCCUUGAGGAUUGGGGCGACUACUACGAUGAACCCCUCAACAAACACUUUCAAGAAUAUCCCGAAUGCGUAUUUGCCCGACAGAAGAUGGAAGAGGGAAAAGGAGCGGUUGGUGGGAGUGGAAUGGAUUGGGAGUCCCGUCAGGCGUCCGACAGGAUAGAGACAGCCAUGGGCAGGAUGAAAACCCUGGGCUGCGAUACCAGCUGCCCACGGGACCUGAACACCGAGGUUCACCGGCUACACACGUUCUACGACUGGCCCCGCGACGUCCCGGUCAACCCUGAGCAUCUGGCAAGGCUGGGCUUCUUCUACCUGGGUACGGGGGACGCCGUGGAGUGUGCGUUCUGUGGAGGUGUUCUACACCGGUGGGAGGAAGUGGACGACCCUGCCGAGGAGCACGCCAAUCACUACCCGCGCUGCCCCUUUGUCCGUGGCAACCCAACGUCAAACAUGCCAACUGAGGGCGAACGGUACAACCUUGGACGAGAACCACAGAAAAGUUCACUACCGAUUCAGGUAGCAUCACCACACCCAGCGACGUACACAUAUGGUCCAAAGCACCCGGAACUGGCUUCGCAAGAGUUGCGACUGACUACGUUCUUCAGUUGGCCGUCACGGUAUACAAGUUCGCCAACGAGACUCGCUGAAGCAGGCUUCUACUACACAAAUAUUGACGACGGAGUCAAGUGCUUCUGGUGUGACGGCGUCCUGAAGGAUUGGCGACCCGGAGAGGACCCGUGGACCGAGCACGCGCGAUGGUACGCGGAGAAAUGCGGCUUCGUCCUGCGUGAGCGAGGGAUCGACUAUGUCAUGGGAACGAAGAAGAAAUGUUCGCCUGAACUGGUUGGAGACGCUCAUCAGCCAGAAGACGAUGAGACCUCGCCCAAACAUUUCCGAGGAAGAGCAUUCGGCAAGAGGAGCCAAUAUAGGGGAGACGAAAGAAGACCAACAUCUGACUCCGAAGGAAGAAACAAUGAUGAUGACGAAGUGGAAGAUAUGCAGUGCUCCAUGGAGGCGCUCCAGACCAAACUGCAGCGUCUGACAGAAGAACGCCAGUGCAAAGUGUGCAGGCUCAGCGACGCCUGUACGGUGUUCCUCCCCUGUGGGCACAUGUGCUGCUGUGAGGGCUGUGCCAGCGUGCUGCAGCGCCGACGCGGCAAGUGUCCGUACUGCAAGGAGCGUUUCUCCCGGGUCAAACGAGCUUCCCUGGUGUAG
Messenger RNA from Branchiostoma belcheri (Belcher's lancelet), 1596 nucleotides. Its product is annotated as baculoviral IAP repeat-containing protein 7-B-like. Lineage: Eukaryota; Metazoa; Chordata; Leptocardii; Amphioxiformes; Branchiostomatidae. The record is from RefSeq and is a predicted model, not a curated record. Gene Ontology annotation, cellular component: cytoplasm; spindle microtubule; nucleus. Gene Ontology annotation, biological process: regulation of cell cycle. The transcript has 6 exons. Bases 196 to 1596 code for a protein of 466 amino acids.